Messenger RNA from Sinocyclocheilus rhinocerous, 945 nucleotides. RefSeq names its product gastrula zinc finger protein XlCGF8.2DB-like. Gene Ontology annotation, molecular function: RNA polymerase II cis-regulatory region sequence-specific DNA binding; DNA-binding transcription factor activity, RNA polymerase II-specific. Bases 1 to 945 code for a protein of 314 amino acids. The transcript has 4 exons. The record is from RefSeq and is a predicted model, not a curated record. Gene Ontology annotation, biological process: regulation of transcription by RNA polymerase II. Lineage: Eukaryota; Metazoa; Chordata; Actinopteri; Cypriniformes; Cyprinidae.
AUGGUGGGAGGAACCAAGUUGGUGAUGAUAGUGGGAGGAACCAGAAGCAAGAGGAGCCAGGUGAUGAUUCAGAGAGCAGUCAGAAAGUCCACGGGGGAGAUGAAAGAGGAAGGAGCCAUGGUGGAGACUUGGCUGAUGACACCCGACCUGAUGCCACUGAAAGAGGAGAGUCAAGAACUGAAUGAAAUGGAAGAGAAAGAUCAGUAUGAGAAAUGCCAUGAUUUCAUGACUGGGGAAAAAUCUUUGAGUGACUCGCAGACUCGUGAAACAGAAACUAGGAACCUUAAAGUCCAGAUGAAAGUUCACACUGAAGAGAAGCCUCAUGCCUGCCAACAGUGUGGGAAGAGUUUUGCACUAAAAGGAAGUCUUAACAUUCACAUGAGAGUUCACACUGGAGAGAGACCUUUCACCUGCCCUCAGUGUGGGAAACGUUUUGCACUAAAAGGAGAUCUUAAAAGUCACUUGAGAGUUCACACUGGAGAGAGGCCUUACUCCUGUCAACAGUGUGGGAGGAACUUUGCAUUAAAAGGAAAUCUGAAUAGCCACUUGAGAGUUCACAUGAGAGAGAGUUUCACCUGCCAACAGUGUGGAAAAGGUUUCGGUGAAGAACAGAGCCUUGAAAUCCACUUAAAAAUCCACGCUGGAGAGAAACCAUUCAAUUGCCCUCAGUGUGGAAAGAGUUUUGAACAGAAAAAAAACCUUAAUGUCCACAUGAGAACUCACACUGGAGAGAAGCGUUUCGGCUGCAAACUGUGUGAGAAGAGCUUCACACGAAAAGAAACUUUUAAGGGUCACAUGGCAAUUCACAAGGGAGAGAAUCCUUUUGAUUGUGAUCAGUGUGGAAAGAGUUUCAGAUAUAAAAGAAACCUUAAGCAUCACAUGAGGAUUCACUCUGGAGAGAAACCUUACAUAAUGUGGCUCAUUCCUGAUAUUCUGGAGAUGUAA